AUGGACCACAAUCAACUUAUGCAAAAUGAUGCGAACAAAACUACACUGAAUGAGGCUUUAUCUCUGCUUCGCGAUACACCAGUAAUUCGGCCAUACCAAGCAUACUGCGACACGGAGAUUUCAUCACGUCCGCCAAGUCCAGAGGAUCUUGUCCCAAGUCCGUUACGGGUGAGGAAGGUCUAUCAAAAGCAGAUCGAUAUGAGUGCGCAAACCUCAAUUAGCGACACUUCUGAACAAGUAGUCUCCCUCACUCGAGUUGCGACAUCCAGUCCGGACAAGCAAGUCGACUUUCCGUUAUCAGUUCCAGCAGAGUAUUACCCUAGGAAACAAAACCAAAGGAUGAACCACAGGAAUUUACUUGGAAGCACUUCGCCAGCAACUUCAGAUCACAUUACACAACCUAUCAACCUAUGCGGCAGUUACUUACUAGCUGAAGAUGAGGUGACAGCGUACGACUUUGACCCGGCAAUUACACGGGUGCAACCAUCCAAAAACUUUGAUCGUUUGACGAGACCUAAUAUACUACGUAAGCCGGUUUCUGAGGAUAGGAGAGCAUUGGGCAUAAUUUAUCGUCCUUUGCCUCAAGUACCGUUAGGAAAGGUCAAGCAUGAAAAUCGAGACCGACCAGAAUCGACAAACGAACAUGGAUGUGUACAAUGUCCACCACAAAAAAUGAACCCAGCAGAUGAAAUACGCGAGCAAAGAGAUGACGAAACCUCUCCAGGAUACUACCAAGAAGUCUUCGACGAGGCCACCGCUGGCAGCCCAGAUCAAUUCGAAGACAUAGACCUCAAAUCCCCAAAUGCCCAACUGUCACCUCGAAGUCCAGAGACCACCUUUCAGAGACGCCUUCAUCAAGACGGCAUGGAACCUCUCCGGCAAGACCGGACACAUUCGCGACUACACCCUGUGCCAUCCUUGCAUUCAUCAACAUAUGUUCAAAAUGGCCCACGCCCACCCCCCUGGGGCUCCUACGACGACCUCGCACUACAGCGCCGGCAGCGCCAGCAGCGAAAUGAACGCAGAGGAAGGGCGCGGGACGAGACGAGAAAUUUGGUGCGGGAAACCACGUCAUCUGUUGAGGAUCCGGGUGAAGGGCUAUCGAGGGAGGUAAAUGAGUAUCGAGAACAGAUACUGAGCGUCUAUCCCGAUAUGGAGUUUGAUGGACAUGCGGGGGAAGGUGGGCGUGAUUGCAUGUGUUGUUUGGUUAUGUAA
Messenger RNA from Bipolaris maydis ATCC 48331, 1215 nucleotides. RefSeq lists its product as uncharacterized. NCBI's taxonomy places the organism in Eukaryota, Fungi, Ascomycota, Dothideomycetes, Pleosporales, Pleosporaceae. The record is from RefSeq and is a predicted model, not a curated record.